Chrysoperla carnea is the source of this 1833-nucleotide messenger RNA. RefSeq names its product coiled-coil domain-containing protein 149. The transcript is spliced from 5 exons. NCBI's taxonomy places the organism in Eukaryota, Metazoa, Arthropoda, Insecta, Neuroptera, Chrysopidae. The coding region runs from base 8 to 1276 and encodes 422 amino acids. The record is from RefSeq and is a predicted model, not a curated record.
AUUAAGAAUGGAAGAAUAUAUCGAAAAUUAUGUAUCAGAGAACACUGCCUUACGUUCAAAAUUACAAGCGAAAACAGAAGCAUUAAAAAUUUUAGCUAAAGAAUUAGAUAAAUGUCGUACGGAACGUGAUCAAUUCAAAUUAAUGGCCGAACAAAUUCAAGAACGUUACAGUUGUUUAAAGAAAAAAUCAUGUCAUAUCAAUUUAUACAGUGAUUCAGGGGGUGGUGGUAAUGUGGCACAAUUAUUAGGUGAAACACGUGAAAAUAAUAAACUAUUGAAAUUAGAAUUGGAAGCGACUAAACAAUGUUUAAUUGAAUCUCGUGGUGAUAUCCAAGUGCUUCGACAACAAUUACAAUCCAAACAAAAACAUGGAAGUUUAACGAAUGAAGAUGUUUUUCCGAUUCAUCAACGUGAGGAAUUGGUUGAACAACUUGAAAAACUUAGUGCUAAAACAAUUCAAAUGCGUGCUGAUAUACAAUCAUUAUUGGAUGAAAAAGAGGAAUUAAUAAAGGAACGUGACGCUUUUAAACAUAAAGCACAUCGAGUUAGUCAUGAACUAGCUAUUGCACUUCGAUUAACAAGUCAAAAUAAUGGCGAUCAAGAUACAAAUGAUACUCAAUUUACAUCAAAACCUCCAGCGUAUUUGGUGGACGCAGAUGCUUUAGUAUCAGAGAAUCGUUAUUUACAUGAACGAUUACAGCAAGCUGAUGCAGAAACUCAACUUGCAACUCAAGCUCUUGCUAAAUAUAAGAAUAUGUUGGAAACAAAACGCCGAAAAGGGAUCAUAAAAUUGGGUACAAACAACACGGACAUGAUAAUGUCCCACAAACAAGUAAAACAAUUACUAGAACGUGGAACAAUGGCUGAAUUACCUGUAACAUCAGCAACAAUUGCUGAUUUAAAAUCGUUAUGUCUAGGACUACUCGAAACAUUGGGUGAUAAAACCUUGGCAUUAUCACAUCAAAAGAAAGCGAAUAAAAUAUUAGCUAGUCGUGUAUCCGAACUCGAAUCAAAAUUAGGUAAAGGUUCAGCAUUUCCAUCACAUAUCUUAUUAGAAAAUUAUAGUUCAGCGGAGGCAGAUCGACAAGAUGUAUCUGACGAGUUUAAAUUUUGUAAACAAAUUCGAAGUAAUUCAAUUGAACUUACCACCACGAAUGAUGUUGUUGAAGUGAAUGGAGCCGAUCGAAUUACGGAUGAAGAUGAAAUUGAAAAAUUACCACCGAAAUUACAAGAAAUGGUUGAUCAAGCAUUACAACAAUUAAAAAUUGAAUUGUAAAGAAUGUUAAGGCUGGGGGUACACGUAAUUGUAAGGUUGAAAGACAUCGAAUUUGAUUACAGUCAAUAUUUAUUUUUUCGACAUCGCUUCUUGGUAACUGCGAGUUGCAACUCCCUAACUGGCGAUAAUAAUUCGUACUAACUUAAACAGGAAGCAGUUCCGUUUUCAAAAUGAUGAAACGUUUAUUGUUUAUAUUUUGAUCUCAGUUUUUUAUUUAAGUUUUUAAAGAUUUUAUUUUUUCGUUUAUAAACCAUGAAUGUUUUUAUUAUUCGUUAAUUUUUUUUCUCGUUUUAAUUCUAGUCAUAAUUUUUUUACCCUGAAGUACCUAUUUAAUCUUUCAAGGUUUUCGAGGCCCUUUUUCACAUAAGAAUUAGUUUUGUUUAUUUUGAUUCGUUCGUUUAGUCUUUCAUAAUGCUUGACCAAAUAUUUUAAUAAUAUUCCAAAUAUAAUUCCUUCCUUUAUUGAUCAAGAUCCAUGAAUAUCAGCCUAAGAACUGAAAAGAUUUCAGAUCGUUGUAUUUUUCCAAACCAAAUAAAAAAAAAUGUGCUUAAUUUUUA